UUACUUUAUUAUUCAUUCAUUCAGCCAGAGUCGCACACCCUUUAACAACUUUUUUUUUCUACCAACUCUGACUCGAUUUUUUAUACAAUUAUCCCCGUAAAAUGUCUUAUAAACUGACCUAUUUCGAUUUCAAGGGGAGAGGAGAAGCCAUACGACUCUUGCUGGCCACUGCCGGCGUAAAGUUUGCCGACGACAGGGUCAAACUGGAAAAUUGGCCGAGCAUUAAGCCACACACCCCUUGGGAAAUGGUCCCCGUGUUGCACGUUGGCGAUCGAAGUCUUUCUCAAAGUCUAACAAUUUGUCGCUAUAUCGCCAGAAAGUUUAAGCUGAUGGGUGCAAAUGAAUGGGAAGCGUCGAAAUGUGACGAAUAUGCAGAAACGAUUAACGACCUAUAUUUAGAAUGGAUAAAAUUCAACUUUGAAGCUGACCCAGACAAGAAAGCCGAGCUGAAAAACGCCUUUUUGACCACCCUUGUUCCAAAAUACCUCAUAAAGCUGAACACUUUGCAGUCCAAUAACGGAGGAAAUUUUCUAGUUGGGAAUACGCUGACAUGGGCCGACAUUUUUGUGGCAGAUAAGCUUCAAACCUUUGAAGAUACCGUGGAUCAAGGAGUCCUAAAUGAGUACCCACACCUUCGGAAAAUGAAGGACGCCGUGUUUGCCGAGCCCAGAAUUAAAGCUUACAUCGAAGGACGAUAACAGUUAUUUAGUUUGUGUGCAAUCUCGGAAAAAACAUUGAAUAAGUGUCACACCACAUCAUCAUCGGCAGAAUAAUAAAACCUCACACAAAACGUAAAUAAUAGUCGUACAAUUCUAAUCAGCGGUGGGUGGGUGGUAUUUGCGUGACGAGCAACGGUAUGAAUGAGAUGAUAAGUAAAUGUCCACGUUCUUAUCUUGUUUGUUUUGCUAUUAUAUUAUUAUUAUUAUUACGUGUAUACUUUAUUCACAAAUGCAUGAAAUUAUGAAUAACAAAAAGACAAAGGGUUUGCUGUUUGAGAGGAAUAUUAUUUUUUAUGAAUAAAAACUUGACAAAAUUCAUAAUAUGGUGAAGGCAACAAUACUAUUAAUACAUGCAAAUAAAACCUAAACUUUCGAAAAAAU
Molecule: messenger RNA, 1100 nt
Organism: Folsomia candida
Lineage: Eukaryota; Metazoa; Arthropoda; Collembola; Entomobryomorpha; Isotomidae
Product: glutathione S-transferase
Exons: 3
Coding region: 102-698 (198 amino acids)
Biological process (GO): glutathione metabolic process
Molecular function (GO): glutathione transferase activity
Source: RefSeq, a predicted model, not a curated record